Messenger RNA from Symbiodinium sp. CCMP2592, 2262 nucleotides. Lineage: Eukaryota; Dinophyceae; Suessiales; Symbiodiniaceae. The record is from the annotation of a GenBank genome assembly.
AUGACAGCGGAGUGUCCCAUAACCGCCUGGCCCAAGGGCCUUUCCAUGUUGAUGCUAUGCCUGGGAUUUCUGGGCCAGGCCAUUCUUGGCCAGGCACAGACAGGAAGCUGCCCGGACUCGGGAUCCUCGCCUGGCGAUGGCGCCCCUGCUUUGGCCAAGGCUCUCCUGGCCGUGAAGGCUGAAACAGCCCGCAGCGCGACGGAGGUUAUCGACAUCCCAAUGGACAUGACCGAAGGCGCGAACGUGAGCAGGAACAGCAGCUUGGAGAACAUCAUCAUGGACAAUCUGGAGCAUGACCUCGGGGAGGCCAAGUCCUUUCCUGACCUCGACAACGUCACCAACGACACACAAGGGCGACAUGGCCUUGGACAGCUGGGUGCCAACUUGGAGUUCAUGAUGCUCAAGCUGGCACAGCUCGAAACCAUUGUGGAGCUCCAGCAGGUGGAGAUCAACGAGUUGAGGGGCUGCAGCUGUGUGAAAAAGAAUGAGACCACAGCAAGCACAGUUGAGAUGAGAGCGAAGGAGGAAUCGAAGGCUCUGCAGGCGCAGGAGGUUUUAAAGAAAGUCUUGCACAAGCACAACCAUCAGCGGGAGAAGCGCGAGUUUGUGACGCCUUCCUCCAAAGCGGCUGCAACCCCAGCGGCUCCGGUCAGCAAGACAGGAAAUGCUAAAGAUGUGGGCGAAGCGCUCAUCCAGCGCCACAAGCACCGGAAGCAGAAGGCGAACUCUAGCGACGACUCUUUGGACGAUGCUGUCACCGCCAAAUGGGCCGACCCAAUCGUGGAUGUAGCCGAAGAAGUCGGAGGAUCCGUCGGCGAUGCUCUAGGUGAUGCCUAUGAAGCCGCUGCUGAUCAGGUGUCCUUCGUGGCGAACACAGUGAUUGAUUCCGUGGAGAUGGCUGUUGACAUCUUGGUCCGCGGCUUUACGGAUUGGAACGCAGGCUGCGACGAGAGCAGCUGGCCCUCCAUGCGGAUCGACGCCCGGGGUCUCAACGUUAACUGGGGGAGGCAGAAGUGUUGGGUGCGACUCAUGGGCCAGACAUGCAACCUCUUCGACUUCAACUUCGGCGUCACCGACUUAUCCUGGCCGGAGCCCAUCAAAACCGUCGCCGAGUUUGGCAUUUCUGCUGUCAAGGCGCUGUUCACAAUGGGCAAGGAGCUCGUUAGCUGUGCUACCGUCGACUCGCCGCUGCAGGUCCUGACCUGCUUCGGGAACAAGAUCAUCGAAAACGUGCCGCCGCUGAACUUCCUGAGCCGCAUCAGUGACGUGCUCACAGAGUUCAUCUUGGUCUUCGCAAAAGUUGCCUCGGCAGUGGUGAGGAAGGUCUUGGAAGAGGGGCAAUCCUUGGUGCAAGCUGCUGCGACCAGCACCGACUUCCCAAGCGCUGGCGCCCCUCCGAAGCUGCAGCACUCGGACAAGAACCUCAUGAUCCAGAUCCACUCCCAGGUAGCUCACGAGGACGGCCGUGCCUCUGAGUUGCUGCAGGAGCAAGUUGGAGGCGACCCGGGGCCCAAGGAAGUGAUCAACUUCAAGGUCAGCGCCAUCGACGCCAACUACCGAACCAAGCUCAUCACUCAAUUCGACGGCAAGGAGGUGGACACCAGCUCCUGCUUGGCGUUCGCUCCCAAGAACAAGACGGGAAGCAAGAACCAGGCGACCAAAGCAGACUGGCAGGUGACAUCGGAGGAUGAUUUCAUUCAGCUGGAGCCCUGGGCCGUGCCUUGCAGCAACCUCUGGAUGCAGAAGAACUGGAACAAGUGGCAGGGGUACACCUUCUACAGCUGGGAGAUGCCUUUGGAGAAAUGCGUCACUGUGACGUACUCCCUGUCCAUGCAGCCGGUCCUCGCUUUCGUGGGCGGCUUGCAGUUCGACCUGAUGCCGGCGCCCUUGGCGGCGCUGGACUCCCAGGUUUGCUGGCCGGACAAGCAGCCAGCAGGUGUGGAUUUGAGUGUGCUGAAGACCCAAAUCCGCUCCGGCGGCAUGUUGCUCUUCAGCCGCACCCUGCGCCUCACUAAGCGAUUCGGCAACCACACCGACUUCGUGAACGGAAACAUCUUCGGCACCCACGAGACCUACCGUGGACAAUUUGGCGUAGCGCGCAAUGCCGCAGAGAACGGUAGAGGCCUGGAGCCGAUGUCCCGAACUUCCCCGUCCUCGCUUGCACAGCGCGGGCCGAAUGAGACCCAGGAGACCCAGAGCAGUAAGUUUGAGGAGCACGCGCAUCACUCCAUGCACUGGGCCACCGACACGGAGGAACGCUAA